Molecule: messenger RNA, 1356 nt
Organism: Rhizophagus irregularis DAOM 181602=DAOM 197198
Lineage: Eukaryota; Fungi; Glomeromycota; Glomeromycetes; Glomerales; Glomeraceae
Source: RefSeq, a predicted model, not a curated record
AUGAACGCAUAUGCCGUAGAUACUAUUGAUAAUAGACGUAUAUUAUUUUUUGAACAAGAGUUGGGUAAUGAAGUUCGAUUUUAUCUUUAUUUCAUGAAUGUAUUUUUUGUAACAGAAUAUGCUCGUGGGUUAUCAUAUAAAAAAGAUAUGGUCGAAUACUUUUAUUCUGUAACAGACAAAAAACAAUCCUUGAAUGCUGGUGUACAUGAAAAUAAAAAUUAUCGUUUUGAACAUAAGCCCCUAUAUAAAAAAGAAAUGGCCGAGUUUGAUUUUUACACUCCUACUGCCGAAGAACAGGAGAUGAUCGACCAAUAUCUUGCAAGGACAGACGCUGAGUACCGUGCCAGGAAUCGUGCUAAUAUAGAUUCAUCUGUGAAAAGGUUUAACGCCGAACUCGUAGAGAAAUACGGUGCCGAGAACCUUAAUCCUGAAGACUUUCUUGUCAUUCCCGAAGAGGGUUAUCACGAUGGUUUGUUCGAAAAAUAUUUCAGAGCAUGUAUUGACAGAGUCGAAAAGAAAUUCCGAAAUAAACAAAUUCAUAUCAAUCGAGAGUCUGCGUUUUUACCUGUUGUCAUGAAUGAUGCUCUGCGAGAAAUGCUAGCUCGCCCCGACUAUUUGGAAUGUAUCGCUUCUUUCGUAGCAAGUAUUAAUGGAUAUUCUUCUGACACUAAAGGAGAAUCGAAACCUAAUACAACUGACCAUGUCAAUGGGGAUACUAAUAAUUUGUGUUCAUUGUCUCCAAGCGAGUCGUGGUCAAAAGGGAGGGAGAACAAAGAAGUGCCACAAUCAACGCAUUCACCUCGUGGACAACGCCCAGAAUUUGCCAAUAACCUGAAGUGUGAUGGUAACGAGCAUGCUAGCAUUUCUGUUAUUUCAUCCUUCACAGACUAUGCAAUAACCAGUAAUAUCUCUUCUUGCUGUCCACAUUCAUCGACUAUGAGAUGUGCCGUGGAGUCUCGUAGUUACCUGCAAGAAUUUCACCUAAAGGAAUUAGUACACUGUAAUGCAGAGCGCUUUUCACAAACGUUUGCACAUAAAGAUCCAUCUGGUUCACUUCGUGGGCAAAGCCCAGAACUUAUCAGUUACCGCCCUGACUACAACUCCACUCUUUCUUCUCACGUUAACCAUGAUGAUCCUGGGAUCACAAACUCUAGGCAGAGUCUAGUCCCGUGCUAUGUCCACGAAGUGAAAGGAGGAAAAAACUUGUCUUCGUACACAGAAUCGAUGGAUAAAAAUAGACAGAUAAUGGGGAUGAUGUCCAUGACGAGUGGAACGCAAGGAACAGGCACAUCGUGUGGUAUGGUACUAGCUAUUCAAGGAAAUAAUAAAAUAUUUGUUUACGAUAUGGGGAUAUAA